AUGGGAUCGCGCUCUGUUGAAUGGCAGCCGCUGGAUGUUGCCGUGAUUGGGGGAGGAAUCGGGGGGCUGGCUGCCGCUACAUCGCUGCGACGGGCAGGCCAUGCCGUAACAAUCUAUGAACGAGCGGACUACGCUGGUGAAGUGGGAGCCUCCAUCAGUUGCGGUGCAAACGGCACGCGGUGGCUGGAAGACUGGAAGGUGGAUAUUAGCGUUGGUCGGCCGAUUGUAGUCGAGAAGUUAAUUCGACACGACCUCGAAACGGGGGAGGUGCAGGAUGUCUACGACCUAUCAGACUAUGCCGUGAGAUGGAGAUACCCUUAUUACAACUUCUACCGGGUCGACAUGCACGCCAUGCUGAUGCAAUCUGCUACCGGACCCGGGGAAGGACAGCCAGCCGUGCUAAAGGUAAACCAUGCCUGCGAGACCGUGGACCAUGAAACAGGAACCGUGACAUUCCAGAAUGCAAUCCGCGCCCGCCAUGACUUGGUGAUUGGCGCAGACGGUGUCGGCUCCGCCGUGCGAAAGUCCCUGGGGAUUCUUCCAGAACGAAAGACAGCCACCUCGACCUCAUAUCACUGCGUGAUUCCCACGGCGGAAGUCCGUCGGCUGGGCUUACCGGACCUCUCGGUGAACAACGCUCUGGAGUACUGGGGCGGCCACGGUCCGGGCAAGAUCAUCUUCUCAGCCUGUCGCGACGGUGAGAUGCAUUCCUUCUACACCUUCUUUGCCAAACCGACGGGGGAGACGGCUGAGGAGGGUUGGAAUUUUUCGGGCUCGCGCGACCAGUUGCUGGCGCCUUUCCCCAAUUUGGAUCCGACUUUGCGCGCCUUGUUGACCCAUGCUUGUGAUAUCAAGCCCUGGCGUUUGUAUGUUCACAGUCCUUAUCCAAAAUGGUACCAUGGUCGUACCGGCCUUCUAGGUGAUGCGGCCCAUCCUAUGCUUCCCGAUCAGAGUCAGGGGGCAUGUCAAGCCAUCGAAGAUGCUGCGGCUCUCGGUAUUAUCUUUGGCCCACGUUACACAUUCACCGCAGAUGUGGCCGCCGGCUUGCACAUAUACGAAAAGAUUCGCAAACCUCGCGCCAGUCGCGUGCAGGAAGCCAGCGCCCGAGCUCGCGAGAACCUGUCGGAGCGGAUUGGUUUCUCUAGCCAACGAAACAACAGCUUAUACAAGGUAGCUCAUGAAGGCCAAAAGCUGACCAUUGAAGAAGUCAACGAGUACAACAUGUAUCGCCACAUCGCCACGCAAGCCGAGGUGAGCGGCUGGGUCGACAUCCUGACCUUCGAAACGAUGGUCGAGAUCGAGGUGUGCGGCAUCCACCUGGGGGUGUUCCACGGCGUCGCCAGCCAAACGCUACAGGUCGACUUGGAUCUGCAACUCGUGUGCGGGAGCUUGAAGUUGGAGAUGAACGCUUUUGACGAGAUCUGGGUCCACGUCAAUACCGUGUCGGGAGAAAAGGGGAAAGCGUUGGAUGCUUUGAACUGCAAGCGAUCCGUGCUGGCGCAGCAUCUACAGGUGCUUCCUUGCGAGCCAUGGGUCCCGGUUAAAUAA
Molecule: messenger RNA, 1548 nt
Organism: Aspergillus affinis
Lineage: Eukaryota; Fungi; Ascomycota; Eurotiomycetes; Eurotiales; Aspergillaceae
Product: FAD/NAD(P)-binding domain-containing protein
Exons: 6
Coding region: 1-1548 (515 amino acids)
Molecular function (GO): FAD binding; monooxygenase activity
Source: RefSeq, a predicted model, not a curated record